AUGUCCCCGCCAGCACCGGCUCCUCGCUCUCGCCUGGCUGGGUAUGACAAUAUCUCCCAUUCUCAAAGAAGCACUUCACUGACUCCGCGUCGUCAGGCUGCUGGUGGCGUAGCAACCAGUAUUAUACCCUUGCGCAAACGAAAGCCCGUCACUCGACAAAAAACCUGGUCGGAACCCACCACAGAAGAGCAAUUCUAUGACGCAGCAAGCGAGCUUGGGGAUCAAAGCAGCAACAGCAAUAGUACUGCGACAGCGUCUCAAAGUACUUCGCAUCAUGGGAGUGCCGCUCCCAUGAUUUCUGUGGCAAAAACCAUCAAUCAACUGCUCCAUAAUCCCUCCAAUCGAUGCUGUGCGGACUGCCGAUCAGCUCUGGUGGAUUCCAGUCAAGUUCAUGCUUCCUUUCGACCUCCUCAUCUGAAUGGCCGGGAUACGAUGCCAAAACAAUUGACAAGGAGUGAUUUGAUGGAACGCAGGAAUUUCUCAGAUGCACAUCAUGCCUUUGCCCCGCCGUUUCCAACACUAGAAACAACCCGAAAUAGCAGUGCAUCCGCCAAUCAUGUGGUCGGAAAAAGUAAUAAACAAGUCACAACGAAUGGUAACCGCUCCAAGUCACCCAAACGGAGCAACGGCAGGAACGAAUUGGAUCGGUACACUCACCACGGACCCCUCAAUCAGAGUACAAAGGAAUUUGCGAACAUUACUGAAGCUGCCAGAGACUUCCAUGCCAUGAGUCAAAGUACGAGGGAAUUCACAAUUCACAAUCCCUAUAAAGCAUCAGACCCUUGGUCACCACCUGAUGCAGCGCAACGACAACCCACAUCUCCCCCACAGGAACAACCACCGCUACCACCACUUUCGGAACCACCCAAUGGGAGUUUUGUGGCUCGAUCUGCCGCAUCGUCUCCCUCGCGGUCGUCUCCACCACCAAAGUCCAAAUCACCCGUGCCAAAUCGUCAGUCUUCGGCCCGUGCGUUUCACAUGCCCGCCAUUGAUCCAGCUAGUUUGGUUUAUCGGCAUGUGCCCGGUCAUGGGGUGUUCUUGUGCGCCCAAUGUGCUCACGCACAUCGAGUCAUGGGAGACAAGGUGACCAUUGUACGGCACGUGCAAGAGUAUCAAAGUUGGACGGCCGAAGAAGCCUUGGCCAUGAAACGGGCGGGAGGGAAUACCAUGGGGUGGCAAAUUUACGAGGCCUACUUGCCCGAACCGUGGCGACGACGACGGCCCAAUCAUUCCAGUCAAGUGUCAGAUCGAUUGGUAUUUUGUAGGGCCAAGUACGAGGCCAUGGGAUUUGUGUUACCACCCUUGGGGGGGAGCCCGACAUCAAUCAAAGCGUGGAAACGAUUGGUACAAAGCAACGAUUGGGCACGACAAAACGGGGCGGCUGCCGUGGAAUUAAACAAUUUGAUUGCCUUGACAUUGCAUCGCAGGCAUGGUAUGGACCAAUACGAGAGGCACAAUGGUGGGAAAACUGACAAUACAAGUGGAAUGCCUCUAGCAGCAGAGCCCAUAUCAGCCUUGCCAGAACGGUUGGUCGAUUAUUUUUGUGUCGUGGGAUCCUCGGGCUUUUUGGAUCCACGGCUGUUGCAGAGAGAAGACUUGGAUCUGUCGACUUUGACAGGGCCCGAAGACUUGGAUUUGGAACCCCGUGUCAUCGACUGUUACCCAUCGACUACCCAUCACCCGGACAUGGAGUUUCCCGAGCACGUGGCAACCUUUGUCAUGCCGGAAGGCUGCCGUCCCAGUGAUUCCCAAAAGUCACCAGUCUUCUUCACUUUUGUGUUGACUGCCGCGUCGGGGCGCCGACUCUACGGGGCAUCACUGCAAUUGUACGACGAAGCCAUUGAAACUCAGGAAUUGCAGGAGAUCAUUGAAAAGUCUGGAUACACGGGGGCUUACCCCUCGUGGUUGUCGACUCCUCCAUCGGUUUCUGGUGGGCUUUCAGUAGAUUCCUCGCGCAAUUCAUCUGAUUACGUGGAUAUUGUCUACCUGCCAAAGUGCUUGGUGGUUCUAUCGCACUAUCAAUUCUUUGAUCUCUUUCGGAAUUUUCUGCUUCAACUGUAUCGCAUCACUUUGGUGGAAGCACCGCUUCCCAUAGAGCGAUUCAUUGCCAAUUUCUGCUGCGAAGUCCCGCUUCCUCCUCUUGGAAAAGUCGAAGUCAAGUUUGGGUUCACGGUCAAAGACAUCUGGUCAAUCCAGAGACCACCGGAGAACCAGCUGCCCCUGGCCAGCUUCUCCUACAAACCAAUUUUUGCCUGUCUCAGUCCGGGAAACAUUAUGACUUUGCUUGGGUGUCUCAUGGAAGAAUCACGGGUCGCUCUUUGUUCCCGUCAUUAUGCCUUGUUGGCGCCUAUUGCAGAAGCCUUACUGUCCUUCUUGUUUCCCCUGCAAUGGCAAGGAAUGUACAUUCCUGUAAUGCCGUACGCCUUGUUGGAUAUUUUGGACGCGCCAGUCCCGUUCUUGGUUGGGCUGCAUAUACGGUAUUUAAUCGAGACAAAGCCAGACAUGAGACCGCAGGGAGUGGUCUUCGUCGAUAUCGAUCGGGAUAUUGUUCAUCUAGGGUACAAUGAAGAGAGCAAUGCGUUUCGAUUGGUGCCAGCUUUGCCAGAACGGGGGGCUCUCAAAUUGAGGGCCAAGUUGGAAGAGCACGGGUCGUCUGUGUAUGUGACACCAGACAACGCCAAGCUGGAGGGGAAUACCAUUACCUCAGGAUAUGGUAGAAUAUUGUCCGACUCCAAGCGCGAGGCAUAUGCGACAACCUUCUAUUCCCCGUCGGCCGCUGCGUCCAUCAAGGAGAGCAGUAGCCUUCCUGGCAACGAAGAGUUUCGCAGACGAAACGACCGUGGGAGCACAGUGCGUCGACGAAAUGUGCUACGGACUGUGGACAAGGCGUAUCAAGAAAAUGAACUGUUGACGCCUAUUACUGGGUUCCUGUCGGAACAAGGGCAGCUGUACGGUCGGGAGCCUGCUCGUCAGAUAAGAGUGCAUAGAAGUGGAAUGGGGAAGAUCUUUAAUCUUCGUCGUCUGCGAAGCCAGUCGUCGCUCGCUGAAGAAGACGCCAGUGCACAUUUCAGCGGACAUGGCAGUGUCUCUUUCACCAUGACAAACCAUGCGCAUUCUCAUCAGCAUGGGUUCCUUCUAGAUAUGGAUGAGCCACCUGGGUUCAAUUCAAGCGAGAUUCGAAAUGCAUUUUUGCGCUUCUUCGUCUCCUUAUUGAAGGGUUACGAACAGUUCUUGAACGUCGACAACCACAACAACCUUUUCCGUGUGGAGGAAUUCCUUGCGGAUCUGAACUUGUCGGUCGGUAGUUAUCAGUUUGUCGAGAAAGUGGUGAAAACUCAAAUGUUCCAGCGUUUCCUGGAAGAGCGACAAAACGACCCUUGCGACCCUCUCUUCCUGUUUUUCGAUGAAUGCAUUAUUGCCAAGCAAAAUCGCUCUAGAAUGCUAAAUGUGCGGCAGAAGGAUACCCCGUUUCUCGACGAUCCCUCAGGCGCCAUAUCAGAAACUUUCACUCCACCCCCUCCGUCCAACUGGGGCUUGCCCGAUGAUGGGCGCUCAUACCACUACGGAUCUUUUCCAAAGUUCAACCAGGACCUUUUUGGGAAGGUCAGAAAACCGAUGAAAUGGAAAGCAGAACGCCGAGGGAGUGCACUCCGUACACUUCCAGCUGUUGUCUUGCCAAAUUCAUCAAAUCAAUCGCCUUCCUCUUCCUGGCAGCACGAGAUAUUGGCCAGGUCACUGGCGCCUGCAGCAACGACGCCGACGGCCUUCUACUGGGCAGCCAAACAGGGAUACAAGAGUCUGGAAUCUGCCAUUGGCGCUCUGUCGCAAUCCAAAGGCAAUGCAAACACUACCGGUACAUGGCUAGAAGACAGUUGGUCAAGUUUGUCAGGGCGAAAGGAACCUGGUGGCAAAGCAAAACCUUCUAAGGAGAAAAAAAGGGGAGACUUCAUGAAGGCUGGUUUCUUUAAGGAUCUGUCGGCGGCCACCCUCACCUCGGCACAAGCAGUGCUUGUGAAUGCUCGCCGCAUCAAGGGAAUAAUUCUCGAGGUAGUUUGCGUUAUCCAGUCCACCUGGAGGAUGCAAAUGGCAAGGAGAAAAUAUGUUCGGUUCUUGAAAGCACUUCGUCUGCUUCAGUACAAGUGGAGAAGACACGUUCCCGAAGGGCUAUCUGAAAUGGAUCAACUUGAGAGGGCCCGACAAUCAAUUGCAAAACUCCAACGCCUCUGCCGAUCUUUUCUGCUGAUUCAAGGGUUCAGAAAGAAACGAGCAGCAAUUGUACUCAUACAGAGAUGGUUUCGAGGUGCAGCCUGCAGGAAGCACUGCAGGAAGUUGGAGAGGGCAUGCAAGAGAAUCCAGAUGCUAGUGCGUUCUCGACGGGCCCAGUUUGGCUUGAAGUUGCUGCGUGAUCUUAUAGCGAAGGUGCAGGCGAGGAGCCGAGGCUUCUUGACAAGAAAACGCAUGUCAUCACUCAACAAGCGUCGAAUGUCCAGGUACCGCGAACAAAUCUUUCUCCUGUGGAGUCGAGUGCACACUCCGCUGUCUUAUAGAACAAAGUUCUGGCCGAUGAUAUCGGAAGAAUGUGGUUUUCUGCGCCUUCGCAUUGCUGAAUCAGAGCUGGAGCGGCUUUGGAUUUUCUUGGAAGUUGACUUCAAUUCGAACGAUUAUGCUGAGCUCGAGGCUCGUGAGAACCAUGCUGAAGAAUUGCGCCUUGCGAAACAGCUCGGUAUUACGGAUCACACAUUUUGGCGGUGUCUGAAAGUGCAACAACUGACCGUUUCUGUGUUGCUGUUCCCAGCCGAAGAACGAAGGAGCACCGAGCUCAGACUGGCCUCGGAUCGUGUCGAAGCAGAGAGAAUUCAGAUUUAUCACCGCAUUUCCGCAGACAGGCCAGAGACGGCGGCGCUACUUUGCACUCUUCUUGGGUUGUUCAACAUCGACAUGAAAGAGAAGAACAAAAAGUAUCGAUUGGCUGAAAUCGUCUGGAUGGAACGAACCCAAGCGAACCAAUCCGAAACGCUUAUGAUGCAGGUCUUUCCCGAGCUCGAAGAGGCUUCCAAUGUCAUUUUCAAUCCCCCCCCAAAGAAAGUGCUGAAGCGCUUUCGCAAUGUGAACCCCACUCCUCCCCGAUUAGGAAAGGCGCACUGGGCUCACUCAAUUCUAAGAGAUCAAAUCAGCAGGAACGUUCGCGAAGUUGCAAUCAACGCAUUGCAAGGUGUUGGUCAGCCCUCGGAGAAGACCAACGAAGGAACCCUCGGACGUGGCAUGGAUUUACUUCGGUACAGCAAGGCUGCUACGGAAGAACGUUACAUAUCAAGGCGACGUGCAUCCAUGGCGGUGUCAGUUGGCCCUUCUUCUGUGAAAGAUGUUCAGACGUACUUGAUUGGUGAUCUCUUGACAAGCCGCACCUGGGAGGGAAAGUGA
Seminavis robusta is the source of this 5421-nucleotide messenger RNA. The record is from the annotation of a GenBank genome assembly. Lineage: Eukaryota; Bacillariophyta; Bacillariophyceae; Naviculales; Naviculaceae.